UUUGUACCAUUCGAGCUUCCGUACUCAGGAAGUGGCUGUCAGCUGCCGUUGUCUGUUAGCUUUGCUAGCCCGACGCCGGCGGUACAACACAAGGGCAGAGAAGCUUUGGUGUUAACUUAGCAGUUUUUACUGCGUGAAUUCAAACUCACUCUGUUGUUUUAUCUGCCCUGCCACGACACUGAAGAUGCCCCUCAAGCCGCCGGGACGUUGGGCUGUCAGAGUCAUGAAGAGAGUGGUCCUCGUGGAGGUGGCCGGUGCGUACGCGGCCUUCUGUCUGUUCCACAUGAUGGACAGGAGUCAAGACUUCAGGAACACCAUGAAGAGGAGGCUCCCGUCGGUGCUGGAAGUUUACUACCGGUCCUACGAGUGGGCAGGGUACACCGGCAUACGAGAGAGAGACCACGAAGCCUGGGCGGCCAAACAGAACUGAACGUGCCAGUUCAACGUCGAGGCGGCAGCUGCUACUUCCUCCUCCUCUUGUUCCCGAACGUCUUGCCUCCCGCCCUCGCGUGGCCGAACAUCUUCUUUCUGUUGAACAUCGUCUUCUUCCUGCGCAGCGUCUUGGCGUCGCGGCCUUGGAUCCAGUCGUCGCGCUGAGCCUCCCACUUCAGCUGCUUCAGGCCUGCGGGACAGACAGGAAGUGUUAGGAAGGACAAGGACAGCACGCCAACAUGGCUGCAUGGAUCUGAUGUGACUCUCACGAUUUCGGGAAAGCAGCGGAGCUCUGCGGGACCGAGGAAUGAGAUGGGUCGGUUUCAGUUCUUUGUAAAUAUCACCAGACUUCUCUUGGAUUUAUGUGAAGGGAAGCUCCAGUAUUUAUUAACCCGAGUGUCAUAUUUCAGUCCAUUUUGACUGAUGGUCAAAAUAACGUUUUACUCCCCAUCAGCAAGAGAAAGACGGUAAAAAGGGAAAGAAAAAGCCCAGGACAGCCUGUCUGUGUGCAGCCUGUCUGUCUGUGUGCAGCCUGUCUGUCUGUGUGCAGCCUGUCUGUCUGUGUGCAGCCUGUCUGUCUGUGUGCAGCCUGCCUGUCUGUGUGCAGCCUGCCUGUCUGUGUGCAGCCUGCCUGUCUGUGUGCAGCCUGCCUGUCUGUGUGCAGCCUGUCUGUGCCUUCACUGAACCUGACUGGAGUCGUCCGUGAGGCUAAGCAGAAGCUGUUACUGUGUCGGUCGCUCAAGAGAAACUGUUGCCAAAAUGUCCUAAUGGUGGCCUGCCAGCUGUGAGUGCUAAGAACAGCUGGAGCUUCAGCACAGCCUGAAAGUGAACUCAAAGCUGUCGACGAGUCCAGCUUAACCCGUGAAGACACAUUAUCUGUUUACACAGCAGCCGGCGCCUCCAGGUGUCCACAGGUCGACUUUUAAAUGUCGACAAACACGUGAACCUGCUGCUCACGCCUGCAUUACAGGCUGCUGGAGACAGUUUUCACAGGCUGCAACUCAUUCGUUACGACGCUCGCGCUGCAGGUUUCCUGAAUCCUCACAGAGAAAAUAAUCAGUUUCCACAAAGACUUUCUACAGGAAGCUCUGAGGCAGGAGAAAGAAAGUUUAUGUAAGUGUUUAAUCCUAAGUUAUUAAACCUGGCAGGUUUAUCAGGCAAACUGAAUAAAGAAACUCCUGUUGA
Molecule: messenger RNA, 1617 nt
Organism: Scatophagus argus
Lineage: Eukaryota; Metazoa; Chordata; Actinopteri; Scatophagidae
Product: protein CEBPZOS-like
Exons: 4
Coding region: 185-430 (81 amino acids)
Source: RefSeq, a predicted model, not a curated record